ACCUCUUUCUCUCUCUUUCUGCCAUCAUUGUUUCUUGGCUGUCGAAAGCGCAGAGCCACCACUUCCAACUCCUCCCCCGUGCAUGAGCUUCCGCCACCGAUACCGCCACCGACCUCCGCCACAGCUUCCAUGCCAACUGCAUCCGCUUCCUCGUCCGAUCACAUUCUAGACCGCCUGGCCUCCUCCGAUGGAGAGGUGAAGCUUAAGGCCGUCAGAGAGGUGAAGAACCAGAUCAUCGGAAACCGCACCAAGAAGCUCUCGUACAUCAAGCUCGGUGCAGUCCCCGCCGUCACCGCUGCCAUCGCCGACGCCGAUUCCGAUGACAGCCUUAUCGUCCAGUCCGCCGCAGCGCUUGGCAGCUUCGCCUGCGGCGUCGACGCCGGCGUCCGCGCUGUCCUCGACGCCGGAGCUUUUCCUCAUUUGAUCAGGCUCCUCUCCGCUUCGGAUGUGAAGGUUGUAGACGCUGCUGCCCGAUCUCUACGAAUGAUUUAUCAAUCAAAACUAGCUCCGAAGUAUGAAUUUUUUAAAGAGGAGAACAUUGACUUUCUUCGUUCACUGUUGAAGAGUGAGAAUGAAAAUCUUACCGUACUUGGUGCAGGCAUUGUUAUUCAUUCUUGUGAGACAAGUGAUGAACAAAAUAAAUUAUCUUGUGCUGGCAUUUUGGAGAAGCUUAUUAGCCUUCUCGAUGGCUCUCUAAGUCAACGAGACGCUAGUUUAGAGUCCUUAGCUGCAAUCAUUAAAAACGACCCAGAAGUUAUCUCAAAGUUUGUUGACCUUCAUAGUGGAAGAGCAUUAAGUUCUGUAAUUGAAUUAACUAAGGACAGAUUUCCUCGGACAAGGUUAUUAGCUUGCUUGUGUUUGAUUUGUGUAAAGAAUUCUUCUUCCUGCUAUCUCCAAGACAUAGGAACCAAAACCAAAUUAGUGUACAUUUUGCUCGAGCUCCUUGAUGACCCUGGUCAAGUUGGAGAUGAAGCUUCUUUUGCUUUCUCAAGUUUGAUUGCAGAUAAAGAAGAUAUGCAUAAGUUAGCAUUUGAGGCAAAUGCUAUUGAUAAGUUCUGUAGUACCUUGCAAAAGCAUCCUUUACCUCCAAAGCGCCUUGAAGGUGUAUUUCUGGCCUUGGGUAAUCUUUGCUCAAAAUUAGAGUGUUGCAGGUCAAGUUUUAUUUCAUUGCAGGUAUUGGAUCUAGUAGUCGAUGCCUUAACCCAUGAUGACACCAUUAUACGUGCUGCAGCUUGUGUUUGCUUAAGAAGUGUCUCCCGUUCAAUCAAGACUCUGAGUGCAGGUCAUUUUUUGACUGAAAAGGCUGCCAUUUCUCUAUUUCAGCUUCUCUCUGAUCAUUCUACUAAUGUCCAGGUUGCAGCCCUUGGUGUCAUCAGUAACAUAGCGAUUGGCUUUUCAUUGCAUAAGUCAGUAUUCAUGCAAUAUGGAGGCAUUAAAGAGCUUGUGCAAUUGACAAAGUCUAUGGAUUCAUCUCUAAGGUUAAAUGCUAUAUGGGCCUUGAGGAACAUGGUAUUCCACGCAGAUAAAAUAUGCAAGGAAGUAAUUUUUGUGGAAUUGACAGCAUCAGCAAUCGCUAGCCUUAUCUGUGAUCCUGAGCCUUCUGUUCAAGAACAAACUAUGGGCCUUGUCCGCAAUUUUGUUCACGGAUGUAUAUACUCUGUUGAAUAUGCUUUUGCUGAAGAUGGUAUCAUACUAGAUGCUAUUUUAAGGCAAUUACAAAAAUCUUCAAAAGUUGAAAUUGGUAUACAGGGGAUGUAUGUAUUCGUCAAUAUUGCUAGCGGAAAUGAGUUUCAUAAGGAAUCUGUAAUGCAGCUACUUUUUCCUCAAGCGGAGAAUGAGUCUCACUCUUUUUUCAACCAGUUUCUGCAGAGCAAUAACUGGCAUUUACGCUCAGCUUCUAUUUGGGUUAUAGUUAAUCUCACUCUUCCUGAAAGUCCCAAUGCAUUUGGUCGAAUUAUGAUUUUGCGUAGGCUUGGCAUAGUUUCUCAAAUACAGAGGAUGGUCAAUGAUUUUCACAUGGAUGUGAAGCUUCGUGCGAGACAUGCACUUGGGCAGAUUAUUACUUUUGGUGAUAGCUAAAUCUAAUCAAAUCCUUGGAUACAAUCCCUUUGGCACAGGCAAAGAUGGGAGAUUUCAAUAGAAAUUGUUUCCUUUUGUAUUCACAUCUUAUGUAUGUUGCAUCCUGCAUUCAAAAUCAGCUUUCAAUAUGGUGUAUCAAGUUGCAUUAGUUUUUCUUUUUUAACCAGUCAGAGCAGUGUGAAAGCUUUCUGAUUCCAUAAGCACUCCUGACCAGGUUACUUUCAGAAUCUCAUUUUCUUAAUUGCACACAAUAUUAUGUGCUACUUUUUGUAAAUCAGAGGAUCAAUGUAGAUUUACAGGCUUAGUGUUGUAAGAUAUGAGUAGUAAAUGUAUAGUUUAGAACUCAGCUUCAACUUCAUUCUGGUUUAGGCAUACUGACAAUUAAGGGAAUACUGUAUAUGUAAGCACCAUAUAAAGGGUAGGGGUUGGGAUAUUUCUGGCAGUGAUGGAUGCCUUGUAAACUUCUGUCUUUCUGAUUCUUAAAUUAUUUGAGCUCUGAUCCAAAAGCUGGAAAAGCCCUGAGCCCACUUGGUUUCAACAAUGCUUCUUAGUUGUUUCUCAUGAAUGCUAUAUUCCAAAUAAUUUGUUAGGCAAUGUUUUGAGAAAGGAAGCAUAGUCUUUUUUUAUGUUUUAUUUUUUUUUUUAUCAAAAUUCUUGGUCAAUUUAAAUAGAAACAGUUAUAAACAUAUUUGGGAGGACGAUCAUGACUGAUACUGGUGGUGAUUGUGGUGAAGAGCCUACUGAAGGGAUAAAUACAUGUAGGGUAAGUAUUUUAGUUAUUGUACUCUGUUAUUCUUCUAAGCUAUUCUUGAUAAUUAGGAAAUAUUGCUCAUAUUCUCUUAUAAACUAUAAGACUUUUCAUGUCUUUCUGUAAAUAAAUUUCCACUAUUUCUAUGUUAUACAUAUCUUGAUCAACUGCAAUCACGUACAUAAAAAUUAUUGAUUAGAAAACCGUUCAUUCAGUUUUUGUCUUGCUUUGCAUUGAUCCUGUACACUUUACACCAAAUACAACACAGAUUUAAUUUAGUCUCUGUCUCCCAGUUUGAAUCUCUCAGUCUCACCCUCUUUUCUAAAUGUAGCCUUAAAUACUUAAAUCUAGCUUCCUGAGGUUGAAAAGAAAAUUUAUGGGACGUUUAGGUAAAAAUGGAAUUGUAUAAGGUGUACGUUUCUUAUUAAUAUUCAAUCCGUAGAGCGGGCUCAAUGUGGAAAGCUUCCAUAUUGAUAAUGGAUUAUUUUACAUGAAAAUUUGUUUCAACAAUUUCAUUUGAAGAGAAGUUCAGAAGAAUAAAUAAAGUUGAAAUUAAUUUAGAUAUUUUGGCACAUAUAUAAGAUUUUAGUUCCUUAUUGUGAAGAGAGUUAGGCAAACCCAGAGAUUUUUCUGAGAUUUUGGCACAUACAAUUUGCUUUAUAUGAGAUUUUUUUCACUUUGUACUUUUAGUUUUAGUUACUGGCAUGCUGAAAUGACGUGGUUGUUUAAUUAUCAGCAUCUGUGGUAGAAGC
Messenger RNA from Arachis stenosperma, 3579 nucleotides. RefSeq lists its product as uncharacterized. Gene Ontology annotation, biological process: proteasome-mediated ubiquitin-dependent protein catabolic process. Gene Ontology annotation, cellular component: GID complex. NCBI's taxonomy places the organism in Eukaryota, Viridiplantae, Streptophyta, Magnoliopsida, Fabales, Fabaceae. The coding region runs from base 130 to 2079 and encodes 649 amino acids. The transcript is spliced from 9 exons. The record is from RefSeq and is a predicted model, not a curated record. Gene Ontology annotation, molecular function: protein binding.